AUGCCGCCUAGCGUUAGGAAGGAGAGGAUGCCGCCAGAACAUCUCAGAAGAAUAAUAAAGGUUUCAAGAGACAUGCAUCCUUCUUUUAUGGGUGCAAUGAGGUAUAUGCCGUAUGCCCUCCACAACCUCAUGAAGUCGAUGCCCAUGCCGUGGGAGUCUGUCAGAUAUGUGGAUGUCCUAUACCAUGUUUCUGGGCUGAUUACUUUUGUGACUGAGAAGAGAAGGGUGGAUGUGGAGAGGCACAGAGCUAGAUGGAGCUAUGCAAGCAAAAGGUUUUCUGAGGAGGCGAAGAGGAGAGGAUUUGUGCGUAUCCUAAGGUAUCCUGUGUUUGACGACGAUGAUCCUGUGGUGGACUAUGGGAGCAUAAUGGGGCUUCCUAUUCCGGCUGCCAUUAAAGAUGAAAAGAAGGAGGAAUGUCCGAGUGUUUUUGAGGAUAUGGAGGAGAGAUAUAUGUUCAACUGCAAGGCAUUCUUGAUAAGUAGGCAUGUAGGGAUGCAGCUUGAGGAUGGGCCCUAUGUCGUAGAAAGUAGCUCUGGAGUGUGUGUGAUGGAGAGAGAGGCGGGGUGUGAAAGAAUAGCCUAUCCCUAUCUCUACAACAAGAGCACAAGGAUACAGGUUUUAGAGAGGGCUUAUCUGGGGCUUAGAGGCUUCCUUGGUGGAGAGGCUAAGGAGAAUAAGGCAAAGCUAAGGGAAAAACACCCUGUGGAUAUUCCAUUGCUAAAGGGACACUGCUUUCAGGAGCGGCUAGACGGGCCCAGGGUUAGGAAUCUCCUUAGAAACUACACAAGGAACAUAGAGAAGAGGGGAAGGAGGAGUCCACCAUCGCGUAUUCUUAAAGAGUUAAAGAAUACAAGAUACUUCCAGAGGACGGAGAUAGAUUGGGUUGAGGCAGGGCUCCAGUUGGUGUAUCAGGGACACAGAAUGCUUAGCGAGAUCUUGAGAAGAAAAAAGCUCAGCUAUCUUAUUCUCGAUUGGAAUUUCAAUCUGAAGCCCAUCAGGCAGCUGACAACAAAGGAGAGAAAGAAGUCGAGGGUUGGGACGUCCUACCAUUUAACAAGGGAGAUGCUCAAGUUUGUCAAGCAUCUUGUAGAUAUCCAUGUUCUGUUCAGGCAAGGAAAUAUAGAUUGCUACGAGCUGAUGGGGAAUGUGGACCAUGUACUUAAUAAUGUUGGGGUUAUUACUGGGAUGUAUCGGUAUAAAUACAAGCUUAUGAAACAGAUCAAGCAGUGCAAGUCAUGGAAGAGGCUUUCUAACUAUGCAGGGAUUGAGGUGUGGGGAGAGCAAUGGAGAACGUGGUGCUUUAUGUUCAGAGGGCACAUUCCUCUGCUCGGAAGAUACAUCUCUGGAUUAGUUACAAGGAUAUCUGAGGGAAGAGAGUACAAUCCAAAGCCUCUAUCUAAGCAGAGAAGUGAAAGUGGAUACGAUGUUGCGCUGAAAAGACAGAUUAUGGAAGAGGUUUCGCCGAUUCUCCAUCACGGGCAGAUAAGGAGACUGCUCCAGCACUUUGGUGAGGCAUGGAGAUGUUGGAAAGCAAAUGUGCCUUACCAUAUUGUGCAUGAGCAUAUUAUGGAGCUAGGCGCAAAAAGGGAUAUGCCUAGGUCACUUGAAAAGAAAGGUAUGGAGGAGACUUUUGAUGGGACACCUGUAGAUUUGGAAAGGGUUAGGUCUACGGUUGAUGUGAUAAGGAGGAGUGAGGGGAAUGCAUCCAUAUCGUUCUCGCGAGGCCUGGUUACAUUUUCAGACAAGUUUGUAUCUGAGUUAGAGACGAUGGGAAAGGAGGUGGGUGUCAAGCAUCAGAAGCAGCUUUUUGAGUUACAGGGGAUAAUAGAUAAGUAUAUUGAUCUGAAGUCUGAGUGGUACAUUGGAAAUGCCACCAACAUGGAGAAAAAGAACAAAAAAGAGGAGAAGAAGCAGCUUGGAAAGAUUACAAGACUUUACAUGAAGGAGAGGAUGGCGGAGCAGAUGGAGUAUCUAAGGCAUCCAUUUCUUAGUCCUUCUGAGGCUGUAGCUAUUUACAGGUUCUCAGCGGAGUACUUCAGGAGCAAGGGGAUAGGAAAGAUAACAUUUCCCGAGAGGAACGAGGAAAGAUUCUUAAGUAUCGCUGUGGAUAGGCUCAAGAAAAAUGCAACGCCGGAGGAGUCUGAGUUUUUUGACAAAGCUUUAGAGGAUUCUGCAAGCACCAUUUUCAGGAUAAAGAAAUCGCUUCUCACACAAAGGUCAUUCAAGGAAGUUGGAGUUGUUCUGAGGAGGUAUGGGGAUGGAGGUGUUGAGUGUUAUGAUGUCUCAUACAUGGAAAGACUUGUGGAUGCGUUUCUCUGUGCAUACUUGUUCUACGAGUCUGACAGACUCAACAUGUUUCCUGAAUUCAUCAAGCCUGGAGAUGAGAUAGACAUAAAGGCACUUAUGGACUUCUGUGAAAAGGUGUCUUCGUUCAAGCCUAGUGAGACUGAACGAUUCAUACUUUAUGAGGGAAGAUAUGAGAGGAUUAUGAGGCUUGUGGACAACAAUCUUCUUUCGAAACUAUUGAAGCUUGUUCUGGAUGCUACUCUGGCGGAUUACAUCAUCAGCAGGAACAACUGCCGGGUGUUUUAUAAGGACAUGGCGUAUACAAACCACAUUGGGUUUAUCGAGGGAUUCCAGCUUUCAGCAUUUGUAUACAAGUUCUAUUCGUUUAUCAUUGACUUGUGUGUACUAGGAGAGGAUGUCUUCAUGGAUGAAAGGAGCAGCAUAAAGAUGUAUUUUAGACACAUGAAUGAUAUUUACAUUUUAUUCAAUCUGAGAAAAGAGGAAGAAGAUGCCUUGCUUGAGGACUAUGGGGCUGGAAGCUCGGGGAUGGAAAAGAUCAUGGAAGGGCAAAGGAACUACUUUGACGAUCUAUCUGGAGGCCUUGAUGAUGAGGAGGAUGCCCCGUUCUUCGGAAACGAAGAGAGGGGAAGGCAUAAGGCUUUGGAAAGAUGUAUACAUGCGGAGGUUGCAACGAGGCUAUUACCGUCCUUGGGAAGGAUCAGAUUCAGAGGAUGCAACUCAUUUCCACGCAUCAGAUUUUCGAUGGCUGGGAUUGAUGUACUUAUCUCAUCUGAUAGAAUCCACGAAAGAGGCUCAUGGAGGUUAGAUAAUGGGAUGUAUGCGAACCUGGCUGUGAAUGAGGAGGGAAUAGGGAUGUUUGAGAGCAACAUAUCGCACAUUGUGAAAACCAGUGGAUCUGCAACCUUUCUCAAGGUGGCAACAAGAUGGAACACACAGAUUCUUGCAUUUGUGGGGUAUUACAGAGAAUGCAUUGAUGACACGAAGGGGCUGGUUGAAAGGCUUCGAAAGGCAGAAGGGCAGAUCCAGAAUAUUGUAAAGAAAGGGAUCAACUCGAAGAUGCCUGUGAGGUUUCCUCCUGUUAUGUUUUAUGCUCCAAAGGAGAUGGGGGGACUUGGGAUGCUAAGUGUUGGAGGGGCAAAGGAUUUUCUCGAAGACCUGAAUGACCCUUCGGGGGAGAAGGACGUGCCAUUGCCUGUGAUUAUGGAUUAUAUUGACAGAUGGGAUUACGAGCUUUCUGAGUCGAAGAGGGUAUGGAUGGAGUAUGGUCGAAAUGGAAAGAUCGAGCCUGAGAAGGGAAUUCCGCGAAUGAGUACACUUCUUCAGAGAAGCAAAUGGCUACUUUAUGACCGUGGGUUUAGGUUGGUAAGCAUGUUUAGGAGGCAUUGGGGCAAGCCCGACUGGUUCUGGUUUACAGACACAAAGCAUGAUGGGAAGCUAUGGAGCAUGGAUAGGUAUGGAGCGGAUUGUCUGAAAGGUCUUGGAGGGGCUGAGGGGAUAUUGAGUCACACAUUGUUUGGAGCGACGUAUUUCAGAAGCUUCAGCAAGGUGUUCUGGGAAGAUAUGAGCGUUGAAGGAAACAAAAGGUUGACAAACGCACAGAGGAUGGGGCUGAGUCAGGUUCCCAAUAGAAGAUUCAUUCUGUGGUGGUCGCCGACUAUCAAUAGAGGAAAUGUGUAUGUUGGAUACCAAGUCCAACUGGAUCAAACGGGGAUAUUGAUGCAUGGCAAGCUGCCUACGCUGAAGGUUUCGUUUAUUCAGAUUUUCCGGAACCAUUUGUGGAAGAGGAUAUACGAGAGUAUUGUUAAGGACUUGUGUGAUGUUUUCAAAAAGCAUUGCGAUGUUAAGAGGCUGGAGGUUCAUGGGAAGAAGAGCUACAGGUUUGGAAGCAGCUGUGCAGAUAUACUUUUAUCUGGAGACUUCUACGUAUACUCUGCAGCAUCUAUUUCUGAAGAAGUUGAUGGGUCUGGAGUAAAAUGUGAUGGACUUUGGAUUGAUGUCCAGCUACGAUGGGGAGACUAUGAUAAGAGGGACCCUCAUAAGUAUGCAAAGACAAGGUAUGCUGAAAGCCUUGUGGACCCGCAGACUCGAUAUCCUGUCCCGAAUGGGUUUGUAGUUGUGCUUGAUUUAUGUUAUAACACAUGGAGUAGCUACGGAAGUCUAAAUGGAGAGCUGAAGGCUGUGCUGAGUAGUUCCAUGGAGAAGAUUAUAGCAGGAAAUGCUAUGCUCCAUGUGCUUCGAGAGAGGCUUAGGAAGGCACUUCAACUGUAUACUUCGGAUAUUGAGACUGUUAACGACAGUGGAGACCUGUUCAACUCUGGGAUCCUUGUUGACACCAGUGCACUGCUCAGGAAAGAGAAGAUGCUGUUUGUGUUUGAUCCGCAUACUGGGAAUUUGUACUUUAAGAGUUACCAUGGAGAGGGCAAGAAGAUUAGGCAGAUAAGGUUACUAGCAGCCAAGGACAUAUUUUUGAUGGGGGAGGAGCUUAACAAAAGAGAUGUUGUUGUGUCUGAGAGCAUGGUGAAUGCAAUGGAGAAUUUUGUUAUAGACCAUCCGUCUAUAUCUAUGAAGACAUGCUCGUCGAUACCGCUGUUUUCGAAUGUGGCAAGGAUCAAGGAGGUUAGGAUGGAGAAGAGUGUCCGAAGCAUUAAUUUGUACGAAGGAUGGAAAGAAACAAGCCGAUUCACAAACUUCUGUAGGGUUCUUUUGGUGAUGCAUGGGAUUGAUGUUGACGAAGCAAGGGUUAGGGAUCUCGGGAUUGACAGUGUGUGGCCUGAGGUCAGCGAUAAGGAAUGGAUAAAGAAAGAGAUUCAAUUGAAGGAUCUCAUAGUUGACAGGUACUGUAGGAUCCAUGAGAUAAAGCCCUCGAGCCUAUCCCAAAACGAGGUAAGAGAUAUAGUGUUUGGGUUCCAGGUGAGCGAGGGGGGAGAAGGAGAUGAAAGGGUCAUAGAUGUAGAGGUCAAAAGCAAGCAAUCGUUCAAGGGACAUGGGAACAUAUCUUUCAUGGGAAAUGAAGGAUGGAGAAAGAGAUACACGAGGUUAGAUGAGAUGGUCAGAAGUGGAGAGCUGUCAAGGUGGACUUCUGAGAUGGUAAUGAGAGGAUCUUACGGGUCUGUGGAUGAUAGCGUGGAUAUGGGAGAAGUUCUAAGGAUUCCGUUGAAUCUGGUCGAAGAGUUUAUAGAGACGAUAGAUCCUCAUACAUUAGUCUUUGGGCUGGUGAUUGAGGAGAAUCCCAUCUGCUUUGGAUUAAUCCCCCAAUUUUCAUCACUAUCUGAGGUCCAUUCCUCAUUGUUUAUUCCUGAUGCCAAUGUUAUGGGAGUAGUGAUAAAUGGAGAUGACUUAGCAGUUGUGGAUACUUUGUUUGAGAGAUACAAGAUAGUGAGUGGGAUAGCAAUACUGAUAGGCAACAAGAUCAGCGUGAUGAGGAGGAAUGAUUGCGGAUGGAGUGAGAUGGGAUUUGUUCUGAGUUCCGAUUUAGGAGUUUUCUAUGCGCCUGAGAUGUGGAACUACAGUUUUGCAAGGCCCUUUUAUGACGAUAGGCUGGAGUAUGCAUGGAAGAUAAGAACACCUCAUAGAUUUUAUGAUGGGGUUUGUAGAGUUGGACACUUCUCGGGGUUCUGGAAGGAGCGUGAAAGUAGAGAGGAGCCAGAGGAGAAUUAA
Encephalitozoon hellem ATCC 50504 is the source of this 5964-nucleotide messenger RNA. RefSeq names its product U5 snRNP spliceosome subunit. Gene Ontology annotation, molecular function: U2 snRNA binding; U6 snRNA binding; U1 snRNA binding. Bases 1 to 5964 code for a protein of 1987 amino acids. The record is from RefSeq and is a predicted model, not a curated record. Gene Ontology annotation, cellular component: catalytic step 2 spliceosome; U5 snRNP. Lineage: Eukaryota; Fungi; Microsporidia; Unikaryonidae. Gene Ontology annotation, biological process: mRNA splicing, via spliceosome; spliceosomal tri-snRNP complex assembly. The transcript has a single exon.